This is a messenger RNA of Lodderomyces oxycetoniae, 576 nucleotides long. RefSeq names its product frequenin. Gene Ontology annotation, cellular component: membrane; intracellular membrane-bounded organelle; cytosol. Lineage: Eukaryota; Fungi; Ascomycota; Pichiomycetes; Serinales; Debaryomycetaceae. Gene Ontology annotation, molecular function: calcium ion binding. The coding region runs from base 1 to 576 and encodes 191 amino acids. The transcript has a single exon. The record is from RefSeq and is a predicted model, not a curated record.
AUGGGUAAGUCGGUUUCAAAGUUAUCUAAGGAAGAUUUGAAGAAACUUCGAGAUGCUACCUAUUUCGACAAAAGAGAACUCCAGCAGUGGUACAAAGGAUUUUUGAGAGACUGUCCUUCAGGUCAAUUGUCCGAAGAGGAAUUUGCCAAAGUAUAUAAACAAUUCUUCCCGUUUGGAGACCCCACAGAUUAUUGUCACUAUCUCUUUCUGGUUUUCGAUUUGGAUAACCUGAAGUAUAUCGAUUUCAAGGAAUUUAUAGUGGCUCUCAGUGUAACAAGUCGAGGUACUGAUGAGCAAAAAAUCAACUGGACUUUCAAGCUAUACGACUACAAGAAGACUGGAAGGCUAAAGUAUGAUGAUAUAUUACCCAUUAUACGUGCGACAUACACCAUGAUUGGGCCUAUGGUUGCUUUACCCGAGGAUGAAAAAACUCCAGAGCUCAGGACUGAUAAAUGGUUUGCAUUAUUGGGGAAAAAUAAAGAGUCCGAUGAAAUCACGUUGGAAGACUUUUUCAAGCUAUCGAAACUAGAUCCUGCAAUUAUGAGCUCACUAAAUACGUAUCAAGGAUUAGUUUGA